Vanrija pseudolonga is the source of this 1242-nucleotide messenger RNA. Its product is annotated as Malate dehydrogenase, cytoplasmic. NCBI's taxonomy places the organism in Eukaryota, Fungi, Basidiomycota, Tremellomycetes, Trichosporonales, Trichosporonaceae. Gene Ontology annotation, biological process: malate metabolic process; tricarboxylic acid cycle. Bases 105 to 1112 code for a protein of 335 amino acids. The record is from RefSeq and is a predicted model, not a curated record. Gene Ontology annotation, molecular function: L-malate dehydrogenase (NAD+) activity. The transcript is spliced from 9 exons. Gene Ontology annotation, cellular component: cytosol; cytoplasm.
UUGCCUUCUUAUCCCAUCCUCUCUCAACCUUCCCUCUCUUCCCUCCAUCCAACCUCUUACUCUUCUUCCUUCACUCCCAAAACCCCCCAAACACAUAACCAAACAUGGUCAAGGCUGUCGUUGCUGGUGCUGCCGGUGGUAUCGGUCAGCCUCUCUCGCUGCUCCUCAAGCUCAACCCCCUCAUCACUGAGCUCUCGCUCUACGAUGUCGUCAACUCGCCUGGUGUCGCUGUUGACCUCUCGCACAUCAACACCCCCGCCCAGGUCAAGGGCUUCCUCCCCGAGAACAACGGUGCCGAGGAGGCUCUCAAGGGUGCCGACAUUGUUGUCAUCCCCGCCGGUGUCCCCCGCAAGCCUGGUAUGACCCGUGACGACCUCUUCGUCAACGCCGGCAUCUGCGCUACCCUUGCCCAGGCCAUCGCCAACGCUGCCCCCAAGGCCUUCAUCCUCGUCAUCUCGAACCCCGUCAACUCGACCGUCCCCGUCUUUGCCGAGGUCCUCAAGAAGUCGGGUGCUUACGACCCCAAGCGCCUCUUCGGUGUCACCACCCUUGACGUCGUCCGUGCCGCCACCUUCGUCUCGUCGGUCGUUGGCAAGCCCCUCGACGCCCCCAAGUACAACGUCCCCGUUGUCGGCGGCCACUCGGGUGCCACCAUCCUCCCCCUCCUCACCCAGUCGGAGCCCCAGAUCCCCGCUGCCAUCCUCAACGACCAGGCCAAGCGCGACGCCCUCAUCAAGCGCAUCCAGUUCGGCGGUGACGAGGUCGUCGAGGCCAAGAACGGUGGUGGCUCGGCUACCCUCUCGAUGGCCCAGGCCGGCGCCCACUUCGCCAACCUCGUCAUCCAGGCUGCCUUCGCCGGCAAGACCACUGUUGUCCAGUCGUACAUCGACCUCGAGGCCGCCCCCGGUGGCAAGGGCGUCCAGAAGGAGAUCGGCUCCGACCUCGCCUACUUCUCGGUCAACGUUGAGCUCGGCCGUGACGGUGUCCAGAACAUCCUCCCCAUCGGCAACAUUGACGACCAGGAGAAGACCCUCCUCGCCGCUGCCGUCAAGGAGCUCGGCCCCUCGAUCGAGAAGGGCGUCCAGUUCACCCCUGCUCCCCCCAAGCUCUAAAACGCCAGUAGCGCUGGUUGUAUGAUCGCAUUAGAUGGGGUCGCAUGAUGAUAGCGCGAAUAGGUUGUUUUAUUUGGCGAGCAAAAUGGGAGAGAUAGCAGGAGUCUUGAAUGUAAAAGGUUGAAGAGCA